UCCAUUCAGCUUGAUUCCUGAGAAGAUUGCCCUCGCUGCUCCUCAGGAUGGAGCCCAUCAUCCACCUCCUACAGGGGUCACCUGUAAUACUCCACAUGUCUCAUUGUCCUGACUGGAGGAGACAGAGGUGAAAUUUGCUUUACUCUCCCCAACAUUUCUGAUGGAUUUCUGACGUUUAGUGGGUUUUCUGCUUGUUUCUCAAUGGAAUGCAAUCUCUGAGCUGCAGAGGUUAAUUCUUCUACAGGAGCUCUCCGCCCUCUUAUCAGAAGAGACUUUUCCACUUUCGGUUCCUGCUCCUCCGUACCACAAUGGCGUCUGCUGACCUGAGGGCCGAGCUGGACUGCUCCAUCUGCCUGAGCCUCUAUACAGAUCCCGUAUCCCUGAGAUGUGGACACAACUUCUGCCGCUCCUGUAUUGUGAGUGCGCUGGAUGCACAGGAGGCAGCUGGAGUGUAUUCCUGUCCUGACUGCAGAGCAGAAUAUCCGGUGCGUCCGGCCCUGGAGAAGAACAGGAAGCUGGGGAACAUAGUGGAGCGUUUCUUAUCUGCUCAGCCUCACAUGGAGGAGACCGGGAUCUUCUGUACUUACUGUACUAAGUCUCCUGUACCGGCUGUGAGGACAUGUCUGCAGUGUGAGGCCUCGUUCUGUGAAAAGCACUUGAGUAGACACAGUAAGUCAUCAGAACAUACUUUGGUUGAACCUACUGCUACCCCGAAGGAAAGAAAAUGCUCCACACACAAGGAGGCGCUGAAAUACUAUUGUCCUAUAGACACCUGCCUGUAUCUGUGUGUCCUGCUGUCCUGGUCGGAGACCACAAGGGACACGACGUGGAGCUACUGGAUGUGGCCUCUGAGAAGGAGAAAGAGAAGCUGA
Messenger RNA from Bufo gargarizans (Asiatic toad), 872 nucleotides. Its product is annotated as E3 ubiquitin/ISG15 ligase TRIM25-like. Bases 309 to 872 code for a protein of 187 amino acids. The transcript has a single exon. The record is from RefSeq and is a predicted model, not a curated record. Lineage: Eukaryota; Metazoa; Chordata; Amphibia; Anura; Bufonidae.